Cimex lectularius (bed bug) is the source of this 1201-nucleotide messenger RNA. RefSeq names its product apolipoprotein D-like. The record is from RefSeq and is a predicted model, not a curated record. The transcript has 5 exons. NCBI's taxonomy places the organism in Eukaryota, Metazoa, Arthropoda, Insecta, Hemiptera, Cimicidae. Gene Ontology annotation, molecular function: pigment binding. The coding region runs from base 399 to 1112 and encodes 237 amino acids.
AUGCCCUUUGUGAUUACAAAGGAUUAGUUUUUUUCUUUGUCUUUAACUCAUAAAACGUUAUAAUUUGACAACUAUUGCGAUUGGAGUCCAUUUCAUUAUCUCAAGCGAUUCUCAGUAAUUAUAAAAAAAAAAUUGUCUUUUUUUACGUCCAUCAACCCUCCCGCCCGGACGAAAGAACGGUUUCUCGGAAUCCCAUCCAGUGACUCACGAACGUCCUCCGAGGAAGGAGCCAAUUUGGCCAAUUAGGCUUCAAGAAAUCUCGACCUUUGAGUGGGGGGACGCGGAUUGGAUAAAAGCAGUAGUCGGAGUGGAUCUAGGCUUAGAAUUAUUCUCCGCUUUCACGUCCGAACCUAAUUCCUUCCGACCCUCCCACGACUCAAUCGGAACUACAUUCAGAUAUGAAGGGAUUGACUGUUGGGUUGAUUUUGACCGGCCUGAUUGGGGCUGGCCUCUGCCAUACGUACCACCUCGGCGAAUGCCCUGUCGUCGAGCCCAAGUCCGACUUCCACAUGUCCCAGUUCCUUGGAUUGUGGUACGCCAUACAGAAGACUUCGACUGGGAGCCGGUGCCUCACGUAUAACUUCACCGUGGGUGAAGAGCCUGGCGAAUAUUUUAUUGAGCAGGUGAGUGAACACCCUGUUCUCGGCAUCGCAAGCGUCGACAAUAAAUACCAUUAUACAGGUUCAUUGAAGGCGUCUCUAGAUGCUCCAGCUAGGAUGACUGUCAAGUUUCCGCUGAACAUAGCUGGGACGUCUUCGUUCAUAGUCUUUUCAACAGACUAUAACACCUACGCAGGCAUCUACACGUGUCAAAAGCUUCCAGCAUCAAACAGGCGAUCGGUGACGAUACUCUCUCGUAGGAAAACUCUCGACAAACAAUACGUCGACAAGGUUCGCAACACGAUGUCGCUCUUCGGCAUUUCGCCGUUUGACCUGUCGAUAAUCGACCACACAAAAUGUCCGAAAGUUGAAGAUGAGACAUAUGUCAAUGUCGACAUCAACCCUGAAACCCUAUCAGCGAAGAACAUCGGUAAUGUUGUACGCAAGACGGGUGAGAAGUUGGGCGACGGUGUCACAUCUCUGCUGGGUGGAGGCGGAAAAGCAAAUUUGUAAACGAUUCGACCCCGAUCAAACAAACUAAAAAACGAACAAAAAAUGUACAAAAGUUUAUUUUACAAUUAAAAAAAGUUUUUUUUUUUUUU